Cataglyphis hispanica is the source of this 1676-nucleotide messenger RNA. RefSeq lists its product as uncharacterized. The transcript has 5 exons. NCBI's taxonomy places the organism in Eukaryota, Metazoa, Arthropoda, Insecta, Hymenoptera, Formicidae. The record is from RefSeq and is a predicted model, not a curated record. Bases 14 to 1474 code for a protein of 486 amino acids.
AGUGUAACGCAAAAUGGGCAACCAGGUGACGCGCCCCGGAAUCGCCUCGCAGAAGAAACUGGAGUCCGGCAAUCACGCGAACGCCGCUCCGAGAAGUAAUGCCACCACGAGUGAGCCGGAUCAUCACAGCUCGUAUACGCAAUUUUUCCCGAUCGAGAGUUUAGCCAAGAUACUAUCACAUCUUGCACAUGAAGAAGAGCAUGUUAACGGCAUUACCAAGUCCGUAUUCCAAAAGUACUUAUUUCCUACUCAUCCUGAAUUAAGUGAUAAGCUUUUUACCUAUUUACACCACAAUGCCCAUGCUACGACUCCGUAUAUAAGUACGACAGCUUUUAAGCAGCAAGCCGAGAAAUUUCUAUCAGUAAUGAAUGAUCAAGCUAUACUAGAGAAUUAUAUAAAGAUGUACUCCAACAUAAAAGAUGAUGGCAAUGUUACACCUGAAACAUUGAGAGCGUUAUUGAUGUGUUGCUAUCAACUGGCGAUGGAAAACAAUAGUACCAGUAUGUGCCUUCAUUCGGAACAGAUAAUAAACGCAGUCGUUGUUUCAUGUUUUCACGGUAAAACUAGCUUGUCCACGAAUUAUGUGAGCAAUUGGAUUGGGCAACAUUGUCCGCGCAUGGUGUACGGCCUACAACGAUAUGUGAUACAUGUAUUGACAACUGCUUAUCGCAAUGGUAAAGCACUUUUGUCGAAAGAACAACCGCAACCUCCUAUUGAGAUACCAACGCCGGUGUUAGAAAAAUCAAAUUUAGAAUUUCCUCAAACAAACGUAUUGCCUAUAAGCUAUGUCUGGUUGUUGUCGUGUACAUUGCCACAGUGUUACCUCCAGAUCAACGAUUCACCGAAGGACAUAACUCACGCUUUGAUAGCUAGAAGAACAGGCAAUAUUUGUCCAAGGCAUUGGACGUUACUGUACAAUAGCGGAGAGCAUGGGGCCGGAGCUAAUCGCUUCCUUCACCAUGUAUUAGGUUACAGAGGUCCUACUCUACUAAUUAUAAGAGCUGCUAGUGUAGAGAGGGAUGAGGAAUGUCCAACAUAUUGCAUAUGUUCGGCCGUCGAGUGGCGAGAGAGUCAUCUCUAUUGGGGCGAUGAAGACUCGAUGGGUAUUCAAUUGACUCCGUCCUAUAAAAUUAUAGAAAAAGGUGUGAAGAUACUAUACUUGAACACGAGCAUUAGAGGCUAUCCGCAUGGUUUGCGACUUGGUAGCGAUCCGCGUUCGCCGUUUAUUAGUAUCGAUGAAUCAUUCCAUUCGGUGUGUAUUGCCGGCGCGCCUUAUCGCAUUGCGAGCUUGGAAGUCUGGGGUUGCGGCGAUACAAAACUAAGAGAAAAGCAAUUGGAGAUUAAAAAGUGGCAGGUAAAGGAAGCAGAAAAACAGAGAGUUGUGAAAUUAAGCGCCAGUGAUUGGCUGGACCAUCCUGAUCGUUAUUUACUCGAGUUGGCUGGUAGAGCAUCUUAUAACGAAUCCAAUAAUUAGAGCAGGCAAGAGAAUAUGCGUAAUUGCUCAUAUUUUAUUUUGUACAUAUGUAUAUAGUGUUAAAGAUAUAAUGGAAUUUCUCUGUACUUACAUAUAUGGCGCACGUUAUAAACGUGCACAUGAAAUGUGAUUAUGUGAUUAUUGUGCGAAAUACAAGGGACUUAUGCUUGAUAUAUUUAAGUACAAGUGCCAAGGUUUGUAA